Messenger RNA from Symbiodinium necroappetens, 3804 nucleotides. The record is from the annotation of a GenBank genome assembly. Lineage: Eukaryota; Dinophyceae; Suessiales; Symbiodiniaceae.
AUGCGACAGCUUCAGCAAAGGGUCGAGGAACGGAUGCCGGACUGGAAAAGCUUGUGGCUCGUGAACUACCUAGUCUUCUUGCAGCUUAGCUUGAUCGCCACGUUGGUGCUAAACGUCGAGAUCGUCGUUCCAACGGCCGACCAGUAUGCGCAGACACUCGGUGCUGGCGAGACCUUCAGCGGUCUGGUCAUUGCCCUCACACCCUUCUUCCAGGGUCUGAUAGGGAUCCCAAUGAACUACUGGAUGCUCCGAUCUGGAAUCUCCCUGAAGACCAUCCUUAUUGUGAUGGUUGCUGGCAGCAUCCUUGGGAACAUCCUCUACGCCCUCGCUGGUCUCAUGCGCUCCAAGAUUGCCAUCUUGUGUGCGCGUACGCUCAUCGGAAUCUGCCAGUGCCAGCUUGGGGGGCCCAUUUACAUUGCAAAAGCCGUGGGAAUCAAGAAGCGCACGAGGGUUCUCUUCGUCUUCUCCACCAUGGCCACCCUGGCUUUCACCGCAGCUCCACUGCUCGCAGCGUUGCUGGAGAUUUUUGUGAAGCAGCUGCGAAUCGAGAAUUUGGUCCUCGACUCCGACACGGUUCCGGGCUGGUUCAUGGCCUUUGCCUACUACCUCUUCCUCCUCAAAGUCGUCUUCUUCUUCGAGAACCCGGAAGACGAGAACCCGAAAGAGGACGUGGGGAAGAAUGUGCCUUCACUGGCAGAGGCUCUCGACACAGACCCGCCUGUGGAGUCCCUGUGGACCAGCGGCUUUCUCGUCUGCCUCUUCGCUGCCUUUGCGAGCUCACUGACCAACACGAUGGCGAUCGUAUUUUUCGUGAAGCUGGCAGAGAAGACCUGGCGAUGGAGCGUGUCCGUUACUGCAUUUGCCUUGGCUGGUUUCAUGGCCGUCGUUUCGCUGCUGUCCCUGGUCAGCAGCAGGCUUGCCAAGCUGGUAGAGGACAGGAAGGGACUCCAGUUCACCUCUUGCAUUGGUGCUGCGUGCUCCUUGAUUACUAUUCCGUUCUCGAAGAACUGGCCGGCAGCUGCUAUCACUGUCAUGUUUGUUGGGCUAUUGCUGGUCCAGUCAUCGGCUUCCGUCGUCAAGAACUACGCCUAUGCACUUUGCCCCAAGAUCGUGGCUCCACGCUUUAAGGAUCGAGCUGGUGCUAUCAACAUGAUCUCUUUGAUGCUUGGACGAGGUUCCCAGUUCUGCACCUACUUGUUCCUCCUCUUCCUAUCCUGGAAGUUUGCCGCGAUAUUCCACUUCAGGUUCGCCUCUAGUCCAAUCAUUGAGUCCAAGGUGUCCCACACCAGGCAACUCUUGUGCUUCCCAGCAUGGGGCCAUCAAGUUUUCACAGAGGAGCAAAGAAUUCACACGCCCGGGCUCGUCACUGCCUUGUUUGCUCAUGACUCCAAUGCACUCAUGGGCGGCAAUCUCAGGCAUCAGCUCACCUCAGCCCUCCGCACCGCUGAACCAGGCAAGCAGGGAGUGCUCGACGCCCUGCACUCUCAGCAGGGCCAGCUGAGCUUGCUCUCGAAGCACCUAGCCUCGCUGCGUGACGAGCAUGAGGCUCUUUGCGAAUGCCUGGCCUCGCACGGUGUUGUCCCUGGCGAGAGGCUCAUGGCUUGGCUACAUCGGCGUCGCUUCGCAGAAGCUCGGAGAAGACAUCCGCUACAGUGUCACGAGUCCUUGGAGUCUCUGCUCCAGGCCAAGGAGCUUUCCCUGACCGUGGCAGCCCGGCUUGGACUGUCGGGUUCGGCUACCGCCAGUGCAGCGUCGCGCGCGUUGCGCGGCUCCUUGGCGGCCGUCGGCCCAGAACUGGUGGCAAUGUUUCCGCUUCACCUCUAUGCCAUUGGAGGGGAGGCAGGCGGAGAUGCUCUGGCAUCCGUCGAGCGGCUUGACGUUCGUGAGAACAGAUGGGUGCAGAGCGCACCCCUGCGCAGCCCCAGGAGCGGCUGCGCAGCCGUGGCGCUGUCGGGGCACAUCUACGCGGUGGGUGGCUGUGGGGUUGAUGGUGAAGAUUUGCGGUCAGUGGAGAGGUUCAGCUUAUGGGACUCGGAGUGGGAGGAGGUGCCAGCGAUGUCCACGGGCCGUGACGAGCUAGCGGCAGCAGCUUGUGGCGGAUGCCUCUAUGCCAUGGGCGGCAGCCACCUGGUUUGGCCGGUGCGCCACGUCUUGGACUCGGCAGAGCAGUUCGACCCGCGGAGCCACUGUACAGGCAGCUGGCAGGCCCUUCCCCGGCUCAGCCGGGAACGCUGCGCGGCUGCGGCAGUGGCAGUGCGGCGGCGGCUCCUGGUGCUCGGGGGCUGUGACGAGGAUGGCGUGGCGCUUUGUUCCGCGGAGUCCUUCGACCCGACGGCGGGGCGCUGGGUGCCAUUACCGCCGAUGAAGCGGCCACGGUGCAACUUCGCUGCCGCUGCAGCCGGAGGUCGAGUGCUGGUGGCCGGAGGCUACGAUGUGCGGGACAACACGCGAGAUGUGGACACGGUGGAGCACCUCGAUCCCUGGCAGAGCAUCGGCUGGGAGUCCGUCGCCCGCCUUCCAGUUCCCCGCUGGGGUGUGCGUGCUGCGAGCAGUGCUGGAACCAUCUUCAUCGUGGGCGGGAAGGUCAACGAGUAUGAGGUGGGAGAUACCCAGUGUAUGGACCAUGCAUCGGGUAAUUGGGUGAGCUAUGCGCAGCUCCUGCAGCCGCGACGGUCCUUCGGCUUGGCCGCUGUGAGAUCUUGCGGUAGCGAGCAGGCCGCGAUGUCUGCUAACGAGGUGCCGGUGAUUGACCUCUCUGCCUUUUUGAAGGAAUGGGAGUCAAUGCCUGCAGACAGGCGUGCAACGACGAAAGUGGAUGAGCUGCCUCAGGAGGCCCGGACCGUCGUCCGCGCCUGGCGUGAGGCAUUUGGCCAAUUUGGCUUCUGCCACGCCAUUGGCCACGGCGUACCGGACGAAGUUAUCGAGAAUGCCUAUGCCUGCGCCCGAAAAUUUUUCGACCUGCCCAUGGAGGAGAAGAAGCUCUCGGACACGGGCCGCCCAUACGGAAGCGCCGGCGGCGGCUUCAAGGCCCAGGGGGCGGAGAGCGUCAGCAAAACAGAGACUGACAACCCGGGCGGCGAGGUUGCUGGCAUGAAGAAGGCUCGGCCGUUUGACAGAGUCGAGUCCAUGAUGUACUUCGGCCAUGGCAACGACGUCAUUCCCAAGGCCGUUCCGGAGUAUGUCGACGUCAUGGAGCGCUAUCGGAAGGAAGUGUUCCGACUUCUUCUGGGCUCCAUGGCGCUCACUGCCGCCUCCCUCGACCUGCCAUUGGGGCACUUCGAGCCUUUCUUCCCGACUGAGUUGAAACCCAACGAGGCCCCGAACUCCGUGCGCUUGGCAUACUACCCGGCCUACAUUGAAGGGCAAGAGCCACUGCCGGGGCAGAUGCGGUACGGUGAGCAUACCGACUACACAGGCUUCACCUUCUUGUGGCAAGACCACAACGUGUCCGGGCCGCAAACUGCCAGCAGCGGCCUGGGAGCACCUCCCGGUGGACUUCAGGUCCGGAUGCCUGAUGGCUCCUGGGUAGAUUGCCCCCCAAAGCCCAAAGCCUUUACUAUCAAUGCAGGCGACUUGAUUCAGGCUUGGACCAAUGAUGUCUUCCUGUCCAACUAUCACCGCGUUGUGAAUCCUCCUCCUGGUGACCGACAUGAUCGAAUCAGCCUUGUCUACUUCACCGGGCCCACCAACCAUACGAUGGUAGAGCCCUUGCCAACGUGUGUCGGCCCAGACAGACCGGCAAGGUACUCUGCCAUUUCUGCAGGUGAGCACCUGAACAAGAAGUUGAAGGUGUCAAAUGCCUGA